CCACCAACGACACGAAACCACAACACACCACCGCCGCAAGCACAACACACCACCGCAAUCACAACCCCACCCGCACGUCCAUCACCACAAUCGCACGUUCAACGGUGAAAGCAUGCUCGCGCGACGGGACAGUGCCGCGACGCCUGUGAGCGCUGGGGUGGAUGGCUGGAAGCGCGCUGCUGGCGGAGGUCGUCAUGCUUCGCAGCGGAAGCAACGGAAGCAACAACGCCAGGGGGAUGUGGUGGAUUUGCCCGCCAACUGGGAAGUGCGCAUGGACAAGCGCACGGGCCAGCGGUACUUUGUGGACCACAACACACAAACGACAUCCUGGGUGGAUCCACGCGAUAUGUGGCGUCGACCAGAGAGGUUUGAGGAGUGCAGUGACGGCGAGCUCCCUCUUGGGUGGGAGAUGGCGUACGACCCGGCAGUUGGCACGUAUUUCAUCAACCACAACACUUGGACGACGCAGCUGGACGACCCUCGCUUCGGGCCCGGCUAUCACCAGCACACGGUAAUGCCGCGCAUGCCAGCAGCAUGGUGGAAGAAGGGCCGCAUACCGCGCACCGCAUCAAUGCGGUCGUACGCAAGCACGGCCGACAGCCGCCUGACGUCUGCCACGUCGCUGGACGACUCCAUGCUAAACACCUCUGCAGCCAGCAGCAACGUGGAUGCUGCAAUGGAUGAGCUCAGGCAACAGCUGCAAGACUUGCGUGGGCAGAUGCUCAAGCUUCAGGGCGAGGCGGCGCAGUAUGGCGACGACCCUGCCGUGCAGCGUGACAUGAAGCGCGUCAAGACAACCAUGCAGGAGCUCUCCAAGCACCUGCGCAAGCUCCAGAAGCAGCAUAAGCGAAGCCGGAUGCCGUCCAUCUCGUCGUCGCGCCAUGGCCGGGACGGUCGUCGUGGACGGGACAUUGCUCUUCAGGAGCAGCUCCGCCGUCUGCAGUUGGAACAGCGAACGGAGCGGCGCAUCUCGGACCUCAAGUUCCAGCUCAUGCACGACCUGCAUCAGCUGCAAGUGGACGUGGUGAAGGCGGCUGCGCUCCGGCAGCAGAGCAAUGGCGCUGGCGUUGGUGGUGGUGCAACAACGCCCUUGCCAUCGGAGCUGGCCUCCAGUGGUGCCCUUGCCGACAUUGCUUCCCGCCAACGCCAAGUCGAGACGGCCGUUGAGGAGCUGAUUCGUCAGCGCCGCAUUGAGGAAGAAGAGUGGCAAGAUACCAUGAAGCACAUGACGCAAUGGUUUACGAAGCAAGAGCAGAAGCAGGCAGGUAUGGAGGACACGCUGCGCACCAUUCUGGCUAACACGACGGCGGCCGCCGACAGCAAGGAGGCCGGGCUGGGUGGCGAUGCAGCAAAGCAGUUUGCAAACCUGGAGCGGGCGGUGAAGGAGCUGGCAGACAAGCAGGACCGAAGGGAGACCGAGGUGUGGAGGGAGCUGGAAGCGGCGACGCAGGUGUUUGUGUCCAAGGGGCAGCUGAAGGAGAUGCUGGACGGGCAAUCGGCGCAGAUUGAGGAGUUGCGACGCAUGCUGCUCGCACGGCAGGAGGGCCCCAAGACGCGCGUGUGGGACGACGACCUGCAAGUGUUUCUGGAGAAGAACGAGGCCGGCAAGUAUGUGUCACGGCGCCGCAGCGCGCGCUCCUCUCGCCCCGGCAGCACCACCCGCGGCAUGUCGUCAUCGGAGGCGUCCUUGACCGUACCGCCGCCGGGCACGCCGUCCCCCGUCACACACAUGGAUGCACUCCUGCGCCAGCAGCAGCAGCAGCAGCAGCAGCAGCAGCAGCAGCAGCAGCAGCAGGGGAGCAGUGGCGGUGACGAGGUCGGAAGAGGUGAUGGAAAGGGCGGUGCGCGUGGUAACACCCAGCCACCAUCAUCGCCAUCGCCUUCGUCAACAACAUUGUCCACAGCGCGCAAGCAGCUGUCCCCAGCGACGCCUGCAGGGCGUGUGCGCCAGGAAGCCAGCAGUGGCCUGACAGCGACCACCAGCGCCCGCCGUCGCCGCCGCCAGCAGCCGCAACCACCUGGUCAGGCCGCAACACCGUUGUCUCGAGGUGGUGCUGACAAGCUCCGCGCCGCGCGGGAGCCUUUGUCCGCUGACGCCAGCAGCAUGCCAGCAGCAGGUGGUGAGAAGAAGAAUGAUGACUGGAAGGUGGACGCAGCUGGUGUCCAAGGUGGCCGUGCCGGUGUGUCCGUGGUGGUGGAGGAGGACGAGGGGCACGAGGAUAAUGGACAAGGACAGGUGGCACAUGCUGAGCGAGGUGGCGUUGUGUCGCCAAUGGGAGUUGUGACGCCCGGCAUGGUGUCGCUGAGGAGGCGAAAGGGAAACUCAGCCGGGGAUCGCACAGCCGCUGGUGUUGCUGCUGCGGAUGAUACGCGCCGGCACACGGUGUGGGACCGAGAAGAUCUGGAUGUCACAGGCGGCAUCGGUAGCAGUGUCAACGAUGGCGUGGGUGGCGAUGGCGGCGAUGCUGAGGAGUUGGCACACCUGACGCGUGUGCUUGAAGAUGAGGAUGCGCGGGUGGUGCAGCAGCUGCAGGACGACAUCAACUCCGCUGCUGCGCGCUUGGAGUCUGUGCGGCUGCAAGUGGAGGAGCGGCGGCGGGUGCUGCAGACCAAGACGGAGCAGUCGCCGACGUACCGGUUGAAGCAGGGCAAGUUCCACGCUGCGCAGGCUGAGCGGGACGAGCGGUGGAUGCACGACGAGACGAUUCAGCGGCUGCUGCGGCUGGCGGACGAGGAGCGGGCGAACCUGGAGAAGCUACGGGCGAGGGCGGAGCAGAAGGUGAGCGAGCUGCGGUUCAAUCAGCGCCGCAACCCGCACGGCCUGUCGUUCCAUGACAAAGUCGCCUUCUUCGGCACGGCUAGCGCGGAGGUGGUUGAUGUCUCUGAUGACCUGGUUGGACCAAAGCCGUUUGGGCUCAAGCGCCAGAUUGAUGGCUCCCUUGACGUCAAAUACGAGCAGUCUGCAUGUUGAUGAGCUCAUGCGCGGGCAUGUGCAGUGGAGGGAGUGUGCCGUGCAGUUGUGGGGGGGGGGGAUGUGUGUGUGUCUGUGUGGAUGCGUGAUGUGUGUGUGUGUGUGUGGGUGUGCGUGUGUCGUACAGUGUGGGUGUGUGCACUGCAGUGUGGGUGUGAAGUGCGCUUGCUUUUUCUGCUCCUGCUGCUGCUUGCCUGGUUGCCUGACAACAGAGAGAGCAGGUGUGUGUGUUUGCCAUGUCCCUGACUUGUCCUACCCUGACGUCAUGAGUACAGCUUUUAUGUGCAAUAUCCACCAAUUUUUAU
Salpingoeca rosetta is the source of this 3276-nucleotide messenger RNA. RefSeq lists its product as uncharacterized. Gene Ontology annotation, molecular function: protein binding. The coding region runs from base 113 to 2971 and encodes 952 amino acids. The transcript is spliced from 3 exons. NCBI's taxonomy places the organism in Eukaryota, Choanoflagellata, Craspedida, Salpingoecidae. The record is from RefSeq and is a predicted model, not a curated record. Gene Ontology annotation, biological process: signal transduction. Gene Ontology annotation, cellular component: cytoplasm.